Colius striatus (speckled mousebird) is the source of this 1345-nucleotide messenger RNA. It is a transcript of the gene NEK2, whose product is annotated as NIMA related kinase 2. The record is from RefSeq and is a predicted model, not a curated record. Gene Ontology annotation, biological process: protein phosphorylation. Gene Ontology annotation, molecular function: protein kinase activity; ATP binding. The transcript has 9 exons. NCBI's taxonomy places the organism in Eukaryota, Metazoa, Chordata, Aves, Coliiformes, Coliidae. Bases 1 to 1338 code for a protein of 445 amino acids.
AUGCCCGGCCGCCCUGACGACUACGAGGUGCUGCUCACCAUCGGUGCCGGCUCCUACGGCAAGUGCCGCAAGGUGCGCCGCAAGGCCGACGGCAAGAUCUUGGUAUGGAAGGAGCUUGACUACGGCUCAAUGACAGAGGCAGAGAAGCAAAUGCUUGUUUCGGAAGUGAACUUGCUUCGCGAGCUGAGACACCCGAAUAUCGUCCGGUAUUAUGAUCGGAUCAUCGACAGGAGCAGCACAACCCUGUACAUCGUGAUGGAGUACUGCGAUGGGGGCGACCUGGCUAGCUUAAUCGCCCGGUGCACGCGAGAAAGGCGUUACUUGGAAGAAAGCUUUGUUCUCCGAGUAUUGACUCAAUUGACGUUGGCCUUGAAGGAAUGUCACAGGAGAAGUGAUGGUGGAGUCACUGUGCAUCGUGACCUAAAACCAGCAAAUGUCUUUCUGGAUGGCAAGCAGAAUGUGAAACUUGGAGAUUUUGGACUGGCUAGAAUACUGCACCAUGACACCAGCUUUGCCAAGACAUUUGUUGGAACUCCAUAUUAUAUGUCUCCAGAACAAAUGAACCACAUGUCAUACAAUGAAAAAUCUGACAUCUGGUCUCUGGGAUGUCUCCUGUAUGAAUUAUGUGCUCUCUCGCCUCCAUUUAGAGCUUACAAUCAAAAGGAGCUGGCAGAAAAGAUACGGGAAGGGAAGUUCAGACGAAUACCAUAUCGUUUCUCAGACAAGUUGAAUGAACUUCUCAAAGAGAUGCUGAAUGUAAAGGAUUAUUGCCGGCCUUCUGUUGAAGAUAUUCUGCAGCACCCCUUGAUAGCAGACUUAGUGACAGAAGAACAAAGACAGAAUUCUGACAGAAGAGGCCAGAGAUCAUGGGAGCCAGAAAAGCUGCAGCACUCGGAUGCUGCACUGAGUGAGCUGAAGCGAAAGGAACAACAAUUACAGGAGCGAGAACAGGCCAUCAAAGAGAGAGAGCAACGCUUGGAGCAGAGAGAACGGGAACUCUGUGUUCGAGAAAGGCUGGCAGAGGACAAGCUUGCUAGAGCUGAAAACUUGAUGAAGAACUACAAUCUCUACAAACAGCAGAGGACAUCAGUUUGUGCAGAUGGUCCAGGUAUGAAAAUACACAAGAAGCCAAUCACAGUGAUAAAUAAGAAAGUACAAUUUGAGGGAAGUGAAGAGAAUGCAGUGCCUCCUAUUAAUACGGAAAACUAUCCCCUUUCUAAAGGGAAAAGCUCUGAUCUCAGAAAACGUCUAUAUGCUGCAAAUCUACGGGCUCAAGCACUGUCUGAACUGGAAAAAAACUAUCAACUAAAGAGCAAACAAAUCCUGGGCAUGCGCUGAAACUGUA